UCGGAAGAGGCGAAUGGACGCGUCGCGUUCAGGAUCGAGUCUGACGCGCCUUGCUCAACACGCGCAGCAACAGAGCUCGAGCACGCAGUGACAGUGACAGUGACAGGCAUGACAGGGGUUGGUUCCCGCUAUCCCCCUCGGUUUCAGCUCAUUGCCAUUCAUCAUCUUCACUACUACUCUUAUCCUUUCUCUAGCUCUCUCUGGCUCUCUCUUGCGCGAGAGAGCUCUUGCUCACUCCUCAAUCUCCUCGCGCUCUUCGGCCCCAUACAGACCAUGGCUGUCAUUGUCAUAACCACACUUGUCCACAUGUCCCACCGCGCAAUCCAUUCUCUGCGUCAGGCUAGUACUCUUCUUACCCCGUUUCCUUCGUGGCAUGCAAUCUCGCAGCGCCCACCAUGUCAUGCUCGGCGCUCCAUACGCUCCCCCCAAUCCCCCAUUCCGGCCAUUCAAACAGAUCGUGACACUAAUCGCAGGAUCGCAGGAUGACAAUUCGCAGGAUACCAGGACAUGGCGCAGAUAGCACGGCACGUACGGCACACGGAGGGCACACCGGCACCCCGGCACGCCGGCCACGGCGCGCGGCAUUCCCCACCCCCUCGGUUCCUCUCUUACGCAACUUGAACUCUGGUGUCAGCCGCAGCAACUGUUACAAGCAUGGCCAAGCACACUUUGCACACGAAUACGAUUCACAACCAGCCUCUUCAGCCUGCAGCCUGUCUGUGCCCGCUGUGCGAUGCAUGCGACGCCUA
This is a messenger RNA of Cutaneotrichosporon oleaginosum, 749 nucleotides long. RefSeq lists its product as uncharacterized. The record is from RefSeq and is a predicted model, not a curated record. NCBI's taxonomy places the organism in Eukaryota, Fungi, Basidiomycota, Tremellomycetes, Trichosporonales, Trichosporonaceae.